Molecule: messenger RNA, 873 nt
Organism: Porites evermanni
Lineage: Eukaryota; Metazoa; Cnidaria; Anthozoa; Scleractinia; Poritidae
Source: the annotation of a GenBank genome assembly
AUGUGGUUCUGGAUUUCUGGCUGGUUCUUCGUCGCUUUAGCUGCGGCUGGAAACUGCAUAGUAAUAUACCUAGUCGUUAAAACUCCAAGCCUGCAGACGAAUACAAACUGGUUUGUACUCUCCGUCGCUGUAUCUGACAUGUGCGUGGCUUUGACGUUCUUUCCACCGUUAUUUGGCCUCAUUUUUCUGGGUCUCACCUUCGACACAACGCACGCUGGGGCAUUCUUCAAAAUCAGUUCCACAUUCAUGUACUGCUCCAACGCGAAUCUUUUCGCCAUGACCAUGGAUCGCUAUAUCGCCGUUACAAGACCUCUGAGGUACGUGGAAUUGAUCGCAAAAAAGGUUAUCUUUGGUCUCAUCGCUGCCGCCUGGGUCACGCCAUUUUUACUCUUCUCACUUCCUGCCAUUUUCACCAAUAACCACAACCCAGGGUAUACCAUGUUCGUGGAGGUCUCGAGUAUCAUCAUUUUCCACAUUUUCCCGUUGGUGGCUUUUGUUGUCGUAACAUACCAUCUCCUUUACUUUGCCAACAAGCUUGCCCGAGAAACAAGGAAAAUGGUCGCCCAGGUGCGCUUCAAUCAUGCAGAUGACGAAGUUAACGUACCACAGGCACGCGAUCCAUCCGGCUCAAGCAAGAGAAGGACAACCGCCAUGAUCCUCCUGAUCAUCACAGCCUUCAACAUCACAUACCUUGGAAGAAACUACCAAUGCAUUUGCCUUUUGACCGAAGCCUGUCCCUGUGAAGGCACCUUAAGGAAGAUCAUUAAUCUGGCGCUGAUUGCCAACUCAGCAGUGAAUCCAAUAGUGUACGCCUUCCUCAAAAGGGAUUUUCGAAAAGAGCUGCGCAAGAUGUUCAAAUUGCCAAAAAUGUAA